AUGGAAGGCGAACAAAAGUUCGAGGGCGCAGAAGGCGACCGCCAAUUUGAGAGAGCAUACAACGAUGACAUCAAGCUAUAUGCAACUUUCGAGGAUCACGAUCGAUUCAUCACCCUAAGAGACCAAUUACUCGCUGUAGAUCUAUACGCCGAGCCCAGCGGGGACGCUGACAGGCUUGAAUGGCUCUUACACAGGAAUAUCACUUUGAUCUUCGACCAGUACCAGGAACAAGCAUACCUGCUGGAUCCAUAUCUGGAACAGCUCUUCGCACCAGUAGUCGAGACGCUCAAGACUCACGCGAAGAAGUUCGUGAGCAGCAGCUCCGUCACCGUCUCGAAAUGGCGGUUACACCGGCUUUCGCUGCUGGUGUACCACUUUAUAAAGUUUCGAGGCUAUAAGACCAUGACGAGGUUCUUCCCUCACGAGAUCGCGGACCUGUCUGUCGUCCUGGACUACAUCAGCGCGACCAACAGCCCUGUUCAGGAGAUGCAACAGUGGCCGCUGCGCUACGCCAUGCUCUUAUGGCUUUCCCUCAUCUGUAUGAUCCCUUUCGAUCUGGAGCAGUUCGACGAGGUCGGACAUUCGGGCGAGACCGCCUCCAGGAUCGAGGCUGUGGCCAAAUCGUUCUUGGGUCGGGCAGGCGUUGAUCGCGAGGGUGCAGCUUUGCUACUCUCACGGCUGUACAUGAGGAAAGAUAUGGCCUCGAAACUUCCGGUGUUUCUAUCGUAUGCCACGUCUCAACUCGAAGGGCUAUCGGACGCCUUCAUGGGCUUGGGUAUCAUGCGUGUCAUCUGCGAAGUGAUGAAGCUAGGGGCUGCCGAAGAGGUGCAGGCGCAGAAAGAGUCUCUACUUCAAGUCACACAAACUUUAGCGGGUAACCGGACGCUCGUGGCCAACACGGCGAUUCGGAAAUUGCGCACCAAAGCCAUCGCGAGAAUUGUGAUUCGGCUCCUCCCCGCCAAGAUACGGAGGCUUCAUGCGAAAGGUCGUGCUUUGGGAUCGGAAGGGAACGUUGGGGCCGAAGCCGUCAUCGACGAAGACUUCGACGUUCCCGAAGAGACCGAAACCGUUUUGGAAGACCUAUUCAAAGCUCUUCGUGAUACGGACACCAUCGUGCGGUACUCGGCAGCUAAAGGAAUAGCAAGGAUCUGCGAACGGUUGCCUGAAGACUUCGCGGAGCAGGUUCUAGACCAGGUCAUUCAUUUGUUCUCUAUUCACUCCGCCGCAGUGGCCAGCAUCUACGACAUGCCGAGCAUCGCGGAAAGCACAUGGCACGGCGCGUGUCUUGCGUGUGCCGAGAUGGCGAGACGUGCUUUGGUGCCAGAUGAACGUCUCCCAGAGCUCAUCGGAUGGCUCACCAAGGCACUGUACUUCGACAUCCGAAAGGGCGCGCAUUCAAUCGGCUCCAACGUGCGCGAUGCGGCUUCCUACGUGUUAUGGUCACUGUCCCGUGCACAGAGCGUGGAAGCGCUGGAACCGCAUGCUCUCAACCUCGCUCGGCAUCUCGUUGUUGCCGCGCUCUUCGACCGUGAGAUCCACAUACGCCGUGCAGCUAGCGCUGCGUUCCAGGAAUACGUCGGGCGAACGAGCUUGUUCCCGCACGGUAUCGAUGUGUUGAGGAAAACGGACUUCUAUGCUAUCGGUGUCCGCCGAAAUGCAUUCCUCGUAGCUGCGCCUGAGGUUGCGGAACACGAAGAGUACCGGCCGUUCUUGAUCGACCACCUUCUAUCCGUGACUCUGCGCCAUUGGGACCCUGCUAUGCGCCAGCUCGGCGCACAAUCCCUCCGGACUGUGUGCGACCUGGAUCUUCCUCUUCUAGGUCCAGAAGUUGCUGCGCGUGUGGCAAGGCUCCUUGAAGUGCCGGAUACAGGCGAUGUACACGGAGCGCUCCUCGCUCUGACGGAGCUAGCAUCAUCCAUGCGCGACUCGUCGCAUCCUCAACUGGAGCCAGAGCGACGCAAGGUCUUCGCAUACCUCUCCACGGUGCCGCUCGCCACGAUCCAGUCGCCGCGCCAGGAAGACAUCACCGAAGCCGCCUGUCGAUUCAUCGCCGCGGGCAUCUCGUAUCCCGAGACACAGCACGCCCAAAGCAGCGUCCCCCACUGGCGCCGCGUUGUGGACUCCGGCCUCCGGAGCAAGAGCGCGGCCGUACAGGAGGCGGCUGCGGCGGCCCUUGCUGCGGUCAGCCGGCUGGUCGACUGCUCCGCCGUAGUCGACCGCCUUAUCGGGGAGUUCGCCGCAGGCAGCGCGCCGAUGCAGCAGAGCUUGGCGCGGGUUUUGGGCGUGCUGGACUACGCGUCGCAUCCGCAUGGGAUCGAAUCCGCGGUGCGGUGCUUGUUGGGGAUGGUCGAUCGCACGAAUGGAAGCGAGAAUGUCGAGGCUCGGCGGAACGCCUUUGUGUCUAUGCCGCAGAUCCUCAAGAAUGUCUCGGGCAGCUUGGUCAAGCAUUUAUCCGCCGAGAUCGUCUGCGAGAUGACGGACGCCCUCCUGGACGGCUUGACGGACUAUACGAGCGACGAACGUGGCGACGUCGGGUCAUGGGUGCGCAUGGCUUGCGUGAACGGUCUCACAUCUGUUGUGGAGACACUGUUUACGAAUGCGUCCACCCUUGCCGAGUUCUCGAGUUACCUCCCGCCGGGUCGCUACCACGACGCAAUCGGCGGCAUACUCAAACAGGGGGUUGAGAGACUUGACAACGUCCGGCAGCAGGCAGGAGAGUGCGUCGUUACCUUGUUGCUGUUGCCGCCUCCUGCCGUGAAGCAAGCGCAGCAAUGGCAGAUACACGGCGAUGCGAAGAUGAAAGAGAAGUUCCUCAGCAACGAAGAGUCGGUCGGCUGGAACGACGGAAGUUGGCUUUUCCCUCGUGUGGUGGAACUCCUGGAGAUCGAGCAGUAUCGUGGCCAGUUGCUUGCAGGUCUAAUUCUCAGUACGAGCACGAAGACGGACAGUACUCAACGGCCAGUUGCAUCCGCACUUGUCACCUACGCUUUGCAACUGCCUAUCGCGACGGAGGCACCCGACCACUAUGACCAACGCAGCCUCGCUCGCGAUCUUCUUGCACAGGCACAGAAGAAAGUCACUUCAAACAUCGUCGUCAUUCCGGUGCUGCAAACGUUCAACGUCCUCCUUGAGGCCGACGUCUUCGAAAACGUGCCACAAGAUCCGGAGGGCUUGCAGACCCUGCGAACCCUUCUUGCUCUCGUGUCGAGAAAUGCGGGGCGCGUGAAGAAUCCGCAGCGAAUAAACGUGUCUAUGAGAUGUCUCGUCAAUCUCAUCCCUCUAGCGGAGUUGCAGAGCGACUGCAUCGCCCAGCUAUAUCAAUUUCUUGCACAUCAAUACCCGCGGGUCCGCGCAGACACGGCGGAGUAUCUAUACCUCGUUCUUUCUAGCAAGAACACUGGUAUGGAGACGGACGAUGUGGAAGAGAUUUUGCUUGAGACGGAAUGGUCUUUGAAAGAUAAGGAUACGGUAGAUGACGCUGCGAAGCGCUGCAUCGAGCUAUUGACAAAGGCCCAUUUAGCAUAGUAGAUCGUCCCACUUGUACAAUAGAUAUCUACGGACACAUACC
Molecule: messenger RNA, 3568 nt
Organism: Trametes versicolor FP-101664 SS1
Lineage: Eukaryota; Fungi; Basidiomycota; Agaricomycetes; Polyporales; Polyporaceae
Product: TBCD protein
Exons: 20
Coding region: 1-3525 (1174 amino acids)
Biological process (GO): post-chaperonin tubulin folding pathway; microtubule cytoskeleton organization; tubulin complex assembly
Molecular function (GO): GTPase activator activity; beta-tubulin binding
Source: RefSeq, a predicted model, not a curated record